Messenger RNA from Fragaria vesca subsp. vesca, 1146 nucleotides. Its product is annotated as clathrin light chain 1-like. The record is from RefSeq and is a predicted model, not a curated record. Gene Ontology annotation, biological process: intracellular protein transport; clathrin-dependent endocytosis; clathrin coat assembly. Gene Ontology annotation, molecular function: clathrin heavy chain binding; structural molecule activity. Lineage: Eukaryota; Viridiplantae; Streptophyta; Magnoliopsida; Rosales; Rosaceae. The transcript is spliced from 3 exons. Bases 1 to 1104 code for a protein of 367 amino acids. Gene Ontology annotation, cellular component: plasma membrane; clathrin coat of coated pit; clathrin coat of trans-Golgi network vesicle.
AUGUCGUCCUUCGACUCAUUUCCUAACGAGGACGAACCCCAUUACCCCUCCCCCACCACUCAACCUUUCGACGACGAUGUAACCAUGGGCUACGAGUCGUCGUUCAACCCUCCCACCCAGGCCGACUUCCCCUCCUCCGACGCACCACCUCCGCCUUCAACGCUCCACUCGGGAGAUGUCCAAGACGAUGUUGUUCUUCCUAACGAGCAGCAGCAACAACAUCCCUCACCCAAGCCAUAUGGAGGAGGAGGAUUUGGGACUGAAGCCUCCAACCCCGAUCCCCACGACUACGCGUCGCCAUUUGAUUCGACCGCUCUUGAGGGCAAUGCAGAUGGUGAUAAUGAGGGUGACAUUUUCACUUCCGGUGAGCCGGUGCUUCCGCCUCCGGAGCAAAUGCGGGAGGAAGGCUUUGCACGCCGCGAGUGGCGCCGUCUAAAUGCUAUCCAUCUCGAGGAAAAAGCGAAAAGAGAAAAGGAGAUGCGAAGCCAAAUUAUUGAAGAAGCUGAAGAGUUUAAAAGGGCCUUUUAUGAGAAAAGGAAGCUCACUUGUGAAACUAACAAGACUAACAGCCGAGAAAAAGAGAAGCAUUACUUGGCCAACCAAGAGAAGUUCCACAAAGAAGCAGACAAGCAUUACUGGAAAGCAAUAGCAGAGCUUAUUCCUCGUGAGGUCCCUAAUAUUGAGAAGAAGAGAGGGAAAAAGGAUCCUGAUAAGAAGCCUUCAAUUGUUGUCAUCCAAGGUCCCAAACCUGGAAAACCUACUGAUCUUUCACGAAUGCGCCAAAUUUUCCUGAAGCUCAAACAGACCCCUCCACCACACAUGAUGCCUCCUCCGCCGACACCUGCCAAAGACGAUGCAAAGGACGGAAAGGAUGGACCGGAAGGGAAAGACAACAAGGAAGGGAAAGAUCCAAAGAAUGGAAAAACAAAUACACCAGAAGUCUCCCCUACCAAAGGUGUUACUGCUAAUGGUACAAAGGAUACUUCAACACCAGAGGCUCCUGUUGAACCAACAGUUGAGCAGGCUGCUGAACAUGAGGGUCAACCACCUGCUGAACCGAAGGGUGAGCAACUCGCUGGAGCAGGGCCAGCUCUUACAGAGUGAUGUUACAUCUUCAUUUUUUAUUUUUUAUUUUUAAUUUUUAUU